AUGGCAGUUGUAGGUGAUCACGAAACUUCAGGUUUUUGGCUAUCGCUGGUGCCGUUGGCUAGCUUGCAUCCAAUAGUUGCAGGUGUAUUGCUUAUCACCGUGCCUAUAUUCGCAUACGCCUUCUAUAACUUGUUCCUGCAUCCUCUCCGAGGUUACCCCGGGCCACUAUUGUGGCGCUGUUUCCGCUUCCCGUACGUUGUCUCCACCCAACGCGGGCAGAUCCACAGGCGUUACAAUGAGUUUCAUGCCAAGUAUGGGCCUAUUGUACGCAUAGCACCAAACGAGCUGUCUUAUGCCGAUGGCCGGGCCUUCGGAGACAUUUAUGCCAACCGGCCCGGACAUCAGCCCUUUGAGAAGACGCGAACCUACUUCAAAAAGAUGACGCCAGAUGAGCCAACUACAAUCAUGGAUUGGCAUGAAGAUAACCACGCAAGGUAUCGACGUGCUUUCACCAACGCUUUCUCAGAAAAGAGUCUCAAGAGCCAGGCCCCAAUCAUAGAGCAGCAUGUUGAUGGCUUCAUGGCACAACUAAAGAAACGUAACACCGUAGACCUCACCGACUGGUUCAAUUUUCUCACUUUUGACCUCGCUGGCGACCUUACUUAUGGCGAGUCUUUUGGAUGUGUUGACAACGGGAAAGCACAUCCGUGGGUCGAGAUUGCACAGGAUUUUGGCAAGGGACUUUCUAUAAUUGCAGCAGUCAAUCUUUACCCCCCUAUUGACAAGGUCUUGCGAUACAUUAUCCCAAAGCGGAUUCUGCAACGGAGUGUAGACCAUCGCCAGAUGAGUUAUGCACAGGCCAAAAAGCGGAUAGCACGAGAUGUAGAGCGAUCAGAUUGGGUGACGCCAACGAAAAAGUACACUGAUCAGAAAGACCAGUUCACAGACCAGGAGUGGGGCAUGAACUUGUUGGUAAUAGCGUUUGCCGGAAGCGAAACCACGGCCAGUGCACUAACCGCCAUUACGAGGAUGCUGGUUCAACACCGAGGUGUUCUUCAUCGUUUGACACGUGAGGUUCGAGAAAGGUUUCAAAACGAAAGCGACAUUACCGUUGCAACAACAAGCGACCUGCCGUUCCUCAACGCGGUAAUACACGAAGGCAUGCGUCUUGGCCCGCCUGUUGUUAUCGGAUUACCCCGAGUCGUGCCAGAUGGUGGGGAUCUGGUGUGUGAUCGCUGGGUUCCUGGCGGAACCUAUGUCGUUUUUAACCAAUUCUCCGCAUUUCGCCAGUCAUACAACUUUUCCAAUCCCAACUCAUUCAUCCCGGAGCGCUUUCUCACCCCCAAUAAAAACGACGAUAUGACAGUAUUCCAGCCUUUCCAGAUGGGCAGACACGUGUGCAUAGGCAUGAAAGUUGCCUAUCAGGAAUUGCGGCUCAUUCUUUCAAGGCUGUUAUGGAGUUUUGAUUUGGCAUUGAAGGACCCGAGCGAUGUAUGGGACUGGGGUGAGCAAAGCACCUAUAUUUUUUGGGAAAAGAAGCCGUUAGAAGUUGCACUGCGCCACGUGAACAAGUGA
This is a messenger RNA of Bipolaris oryzae ATCC 44560, 1515 nucleotides long. RefSeq lists its product as uncharacterized. The transcript is spliced from 4 exons. NCBI's taxonomy places the organism in Eukaryota, Fungi, Ascomycota, Dothideomycetes, Pleosporales, Pleosporaceae. The record is from RefSeq and is a predicted model, not a curated record. Gene Ontology annotation, molecular function: monooxygenase activity; heme binding; oxidoreductase activity, acting on paired donors, with incorporation or reduction of molecular oxygen. Bases 1 to 1515 code for a protein of 504 amino acids.